AUGUCCGGUCGUCGCUCGCGCUGCGGCCUCUCGCUGCGCUCGAUCAAGCAAGUCAUGAUGUACAGGACCCUGCUGGUGGUGCUGUCUCUGGCGCUCCUGGCGUUCGCCAGGGCCAGCUUCGAGCCAGUCUAUGACGACGACGUCUACGUCCGCCCGGACGUCGGCGACCUCGGCCGCGGCCUCGAGCGCAACCUGCUCGAGGAGAAGGCGCACCCGGUGCGCCGUCACGCGCUGGUGAGCACCCGCGCGGGCCUCGACUCCCUCGCCGCCGCCGAGAAGGCCGGCGCGGAGACGCAGGCCACCGCCGCGGCCACCGCGGCCAGUGAGGCCGCCACGAAGGCCACGGCUGCCCGCACGGCUGCCGAAACCGUCAAGACCGCCGCUCAGGCCAAGAAGACGGCCGUGGAGUCGAGCGUCGCUGCUGCUGCGACCUUCCUCGCCACCGCCCGCACGACGGCCGCCGCCCAGGUCGCCGCCGCCCAGAGCGCGCUGAGCUCGGCCUUCAACUCGACCAACUCGACCAACUCGUCCCGCCGCGCCUACUAA
This is a messenger RNA of Pedinophyceae sp. YPF-701, 546 nucleotides long. NCBI's taxonomy places the organism in Eukaryota, Viridiplantae, Chlorophyta, Pedinophyceae. The record is from the annotation of a GenBank genome assembly.